CACAAGCACGGCAACCACAUCGCUCCCAGAGGGAAGGAGAACGCAUCACAGCAACACAGAUCGCCAUUUAGCUGUAGUGUGGCGAAUCCGAUCAGCGUUGUAGGAUGCCUCUUGGAGAGGAUGGAAAUGGAUGGAAAAAGAAGACUUCAGACAUCAAAGAACAUUAUGACUUCAAAGAAGUGCUGGGAACGGGAGCUUUCUCAGAGGUGGUUCUAGCAGAGGAGAAGAGGACCCAGAGGCUGGUGGCCAUCAAGUGCAUCCCCAAGAAAGCGUUGGAAGGCAAAGAGAACAACAUUGAGAAUGAGAUUGCGGUGCUGCACAGAAUCAAGCACCCCAACAUUGUUUCGCUGGAGGACAUCUUUGAAAGUACAUCCCAUCUAUAUCUUGUCAUGCAGCUGGUAUCUGGAGGCGAGUUGUUCGACAGGAUCGUGGAGAAAGGCUUCUACACAGAGAGAGAUGCCAGCCAGCUCAUCCACCAGAUCCUGGAUGCAGUCAAAUACCUCCAUGAUAUGGGGAUCGUCCACAGAGACUUGAAGCCGGAGAACUUGCUGUAUUACAGCAUGGAUGAAGACUCCAAGAUCAUGAUCAGUGACUUUGGACUGUCAAAGAUUGAGGGAGCGGGCAGCGUCAUGUCCACAGCCUGCGGUACCCCUGGAUAUGUGGCUCCUGAGGUGCUCGCUCAGAAGCCGUACAGCAAAGCCGUGGACUGCUGGUCCAUAGGAGUUAUUUCUUACAUUCUGUUGUGUGGAUAUCCGCCCUUCUACGAUGAAAACGAUGCCAAGUUAUUCGAGCAGAUUCUGAAAGCGGAGUACGAAUUUGACUCUCCGUACUGGGAUGACAUCUCAGACUCAGCCAAAGACUUCAUCUGUCACCUGAUGGAGAAGGAGCCUUUGAAGAGAUACACAUGCGAGCAGGCGCUCCAGCAUCCAUGGAUCUGUGGAGACACGGCUCUGGACAAGAAUAUCCAUGAGUCUGUCAGCGCUCAAAUCAAGAAAAACUUUGCCAAAAGUAAAUGGAAGCAAGCAUUUAAUGCCACAGCAGUGGUGCGCCACAUGCGGAAGUUGCAGCUGGGCACCAGUCUCGAGGGACCCAGUCAGAUAACUCCCACCAGUCCCUGCCAUGGACAUCUGCUACCAGAGGAGGAGGAGGAGGAGGAGGAGGAGGAUGAUUUGGGGAAUGGGGAGGAGGAGAGCUUGUCCCACUACGAGGACGGCCGCCGUGGAAGCACCGAGGGCAGCACGGAUCGGGACAGCCUGAGGAGCUGCACCUACUGCUGCAGGCCAGCCAGUCGCGUCUGAGCACAACCUCCCAUUGUCACGGAGCGCCCAGAGCCCGCCCGCCCAGUCUGGCCAGGAAUGCAGAGUAGUUAUCAGGCAGUGUCCACCAGAGUACAUUCACAGCGAGCAGGUCACUGUCACAGUGUGGAGAAACAUGCUGUAAGUCUUUGUCCAAAAAAAAAAAAAAAAAAGUUCAAAAAAAGAUUCAAGAUACACACUUUUUUUUUUACUUUAUUGCAGAACAGAAGGCAAGGCUGCUCCUAGUCACAGUGAUUCAAAGGAAGGGCCUGAUCAUCCUGAAAGAAACCCCCAAGCAAGCUAACACGUAGUUGUCCUUUGUGCAGCUAUAGCAGACAGCAGUCAUUUGGCAGCGUGUGCAUUACAAGAAGUGGUCCUGGAUGUUAGCUUCGGGAAAGAUCCAAGCCUCUGGAGUCUCAAUCAAAGAGGCGCCAGCAGCCUAAAGGCAGUCUUCUCCAUUCUUUUUGUUCUCACAUUAUCUCUCACAUCUACCUCUAACCGCAGUUACUGUCUGUCCACAUCCAUCUGGCUCACACCCUCUGCAUCACUGGCAGCUUUCUCCGAAAAUCUGGCCAGACGGGGCACAAAGAAAUCGCUUUCUCGAGGGGGAGACUCCUGAAAGCUACUCCUGCAUGUCUUUACACUCCUUCCCCAUCAAUGUGACUCAGUCCAGUCACUGACCAAGUAGCCAGUUAGAUGAAUAGAAUUAAUCUCAAGGCAUGUCUUCACUUCCGAUGCCACCUGCCCAUUAUUCAGUUCGAUCGCUCUGUCUUAUUUCUCACAUGAAGUGUUUCUGUCCUUUUCUGAGUAUUUUUGUUUUUAAAGCCUUUUUUUGGAAGGUGAUUCUGGGGGCUGUGGACUCUAUAUUCUGGCUCAGACUGGGUUUGUGAAGAGAGGUUCUGACCUGGAGUGUCUGCAUGCUUCUGUUGGGGAAAACAUUGACAGUGUGUGAAUAUCAAAAGGAGACUUUUUCUUUUGUUUGUUUUAUGGCUGUUCUGUUAUUCAGAGGCUCAAACUGAGAUCCCCGUAAGUCCGUAAAUCACCGGAAUCUGACCAUCAUGUUAGGAGGAGUUAUUUUGACGGUGAAAUCUGUGUUGACAAUCCUCUGUCACGCUCAUCCUCCCUGUUCUUUUUCGGGUGGGCGUCGAAAUCUCCGCCUGCUGUCAGUCUCUGGGCCUCACGCUGAGUUGGAGGGAUCUCAGUCUGGGCGCUCCGCCUGCUCUGUGCUGUGCACCUCUAGUGGAAGAAGUUUUGGUCUACUGUUUGCAUGACCUGGUUAAAUAUGUUUACAUGAAUGAUGAUCAAUUAGUAUAAACACACAUGAUUAUUAUUACUCUGUUGUAUUGAAAAAUGAUGUAAUACUGUAAUUUUGAGCUAUAUAAUGUGAAGUGAGUAACACCAGAAGUAAUGUUGUUGACAAAAUACAACACAGCACAGUGGACUUAUCAUUUGCAUUGACUAUGAAGGCCGAGUCUACUUGAGUGACAUUUCUCCUGUACUACGUUUAUUUACAACUCGAACAUGUUUUUCAGUCUGUUUUCUUGCCGUCGCUUAUUGUAGAAGCUGUUUAUACCUGUGUGACACCCAGGCACAAGCUGAAAAAAUACACAUAUCUUAAUUUUACACAGGUGCCAGCCACAGUGCAAGAUAUGAAAAAAAAGGAAUAUAUACAUAUAUAUAUAUAUUCAACAUUUAGGUUGAAACAUCACUCAUCUGCCAAGGGAGUAGCCUUCAGCGUGCAAGCUCAAAACCUGUCCCCCCCGAGUAGAUGAACUGCAGUACUAAAGCCAUACAGUAGAUGGGGAUGUUUCACUGUAGAUUCAGAUUGGCACAGAUGAAGGACGGCAACGUUUUGGCAAGAUGUUUAAUGUGGAAAAGACAAAAUUGACCCUUUCCGCGACAACUUGCUGAAAACACUUCCUGAUAUUAAUCAUACCAUACAUUAUAAUUUUCGGGUAUGUCAUGACAUAAUGCUGUAUUAAUAGCAGUUAGCUGUAGAGCUAACCGAGUCGUUAAAAAAUGUGUUGCCCGCAUAAAACCAGUUCCCUCAAUCUGUCAGUGAUACUUUCAGUUCAAUAGUGCAGUAAAAUAAGGCCAUCCCUCUGGAUUUACAUGACUGUAAUUGUGGAAAAUAUGCAAACUGUGUGUGAAGGGCUUCAUGUUAACUGUAAGAUAGCCAACAUUGAUGACUUUGAUAACCUGGCUAUUAUUUGUUUGGUAAUGACCUUAUGUUGAACCUUACCUGGGAUUUGUUUCCACUUGGCUGUGUUUUUUUAAAGCUUAUUUUACCCAUUACAAACACAUCUAAAUGCAUAAAGAAACACGUGUAUAUUAUAUAUAUAAAUAUAAGUAUAUAUUGUAUAUCCUUUUUUUGUAAAAGCUGUUUUGAGCUACAAAUGUAUGGAUGCAAUGCAUCAUGGGUUAUUGAACAAGCUGUAAGAAAAUACAAUGAUUUGUACCCACUGAGAUCUGA
Molecule: messenger RNA, 3768 nt
Organism: Chelmon rostratus (copperband butterflyfish)
Lineage: Eukaryota; Metazoa; Chordata; Actinopteri; Chaetodontiformes; Chaetodontidae
Gene: camk1a
Product: calcium/calmodulin-dependent protein kinase Ia
Exons: 12
Coding region: 105-1298 (397 amino acids)
Biological process (GO): peptidyl-serine phosphorylation
Cellular component (GO): intracellular anatomical structure
Molecular function (GO): calmodulin binding; calcium/calmodulin-dependent protein kinase activity; ATP binding
Source: RefSeq, a predicted model, not a curated record